AUGUCUAAUUCUAUUAAGAUCCAUAUAUUGGGCUUAGGUUCUAUAGGUGGCAUUGUAGCUAAUGCAUUGCAAGAAUACAGUGUUGCUAGUAAUACACCUAUAAAAAUCAUUCCUAUCUUGAGAAAUAACAGCAAACUAGAUUAUUUUUCUAAAAACCACAAUACCCAAAUCAAAAUCACCAAAAUAUAUGAAGAUAAUAAACAAAUCACCACUGAACCAUUUAAAGAAACAACUAGUUUGGAAAGUAUAUCCGCAGACAAUACUAAUAGUAUACAAAACUUAAUUAUCACCACCAAAACAUACCAGACUGCAGAAGCGAUGAAACCAAUAUUGCCAUUAAUUAACAGAUCUACAAAUAUACUUUUCAUUCAAAAUGGUCUGGGGAUAAUGGAUUUUUUACUUAAGGAAUUACCACAAUUGGCAGGAGACAACUCAAAAUUGAACCCUUCAAGAGUUUUCCAAGGUGUUAUUUCGCAUGGUGUGUUCAGCAAUGAGCCUUUCCAUUUUCAGCAUGCUGGAUUUAUGGACUUGAAAAUUUCACAAUUAAUAUACAGUGCCAAUACAAGAAUCAUACAAACCAAUAAACAAGUUGCUGAAAUAUUAACAAAUAACGAUUUUAUAAGAACAAUGGCUGAAAUUCCAUUAAAUGUGAAAUUCAUGUCCUACCAAGAGCUGCUAACCGGACAGGUUGAAAAAUUCUGUGUAAAUUCGUGUAUUAAUAGUAUAACUACCAUAGUUGAUUGUAUUAAUGGAGAAUUGGAUGGGAUCUGUGUUGAUAUUUUCAGUGAAAUAAUUAAGGAAAUAUUACAGGUGUUACCAACAAGCACCAAAUAUAAGGAUAUUUUCAGUUAUGGCAACACUGAGAAUGAUCAAGAUUUACCAGUUUUGGAAAAGAAUCCUAAAGAUGUUUUGAAUUUUGAGAAUCUUUUGAAGUAUGUUAUUGAAUGUGGAUGUGUUAUUAAUAAGAAUAAUUCUAGUAGUAUGAGACAAGAUGCAUUAAAUUUGAGGGAUACUGAGAUAGAUUUUAUCAAUGGGUACAUUGUGAAAUUGUGUGAAGAUACGGGUAAUAUUGAGAUGUGUAAGAUCAAUAAAACAGUUAGUAUAUUGGUUAAAUUAAGGUUGUCAUUAAAUAGGAAAAGAGGUAAAUGA
This is a messenger RNA of Saccharomycodes ludwigii, 1149 nucleotides long. RefSeq names its product 2-dehydropantoate 2-reductase PAN5 (gene PAN5). The coding region runs from base 1 to 1149 and encodes 382 amino acids. The record is from RefSeq and is a predicted model, not a curated record. Gene Ontology annotation, molecular function: NADP binding; 2-dehydropantoate 2-reductase activity. The transcript has a single exon. Lineage: Eukaryota; Fungi; Ascomycota; Saccharomycetes; Saccharomycodales; Saccharomycodaceae. Gene Ontology annotation, cellular component: cytoplasm; mitochondrion. Gene Ontology annotation, biological process: pantothenate biosynthetic process.